Cataglyphis hispanica is the source of this 801-nucleotide messenger RNA. RefSeq names its product transcription initiation factor TFIID subunit 10-like. Bases 390 to 776 code for a protein of 128 amino acids. NCBI's taxonomy places the organism in Eukaryota, Metazoa, Arthropoda, Insecta, Hymenoptera, Formicidae. Gene Ontology annotation, cellular component: nucleus; SAGA complex; transcription factor TFIID complex. Gene Ontology annotation, biological process: transcription initiation at RNA polymerase II promoter. The record is from RefSeq and is a predicted model, not a curated record. Gene Ontology annotation, molecular function: RNA polymerase II general transcription initiation factor activity; promoter-specific chromatin binding. The transcript has 3 exons.
CAUUAAUGGACAGAGAUCUAUAAAGAAGAGAAGCAAUAAUAAGAAUGAGAUAAUAAAAGGGAGAAUUAUUCUUCAGAAUUAUUCAAAAUAACGAGGAGUUCAAUCUCGAUGAUUCCAGAAUAGAGAGAUUUGAUUGUAUGAGAAUUGUUCGUUACACACAUAUACAUAUACGUCUUUGCGUUUAAUAUCGUAUAGUGUACCGUGUUUUUUGUAAACUGAAAGCGAGUCGAACACAAAGAAGCUGCAAUAAGUGUUGAAGAGUGCUACUUUAUGUUUUUGAAAAUAAGAGAAGAGGAUCUAUAAAGUUUAAGAGAAACAAAUAGCAAAACGAUACGUUCUUGCGCUUAACAAGAGGUUAGAAAUUCGUAGCGCGGUUUGUUUACGAAGAGAUGGCAGAGAAUUUUGGAAGGGAAACGCCAUCGGCUUACAAGAAAGAAGAAGAAGAAAGCAAGACUGCAGGUCAACCGUUGUCGGACUUUCUAUUGCAGUUAGAAGAUUAUACACCCACGGUACCUGAUGCCAUCAGUGAGCAUUACUUGCAUACAGCUGGUUUUAACACUACGGACCCCAGAAUAGUACGUCUGGUAUCUUUAGCAGCACAAAAAUUUAUCUCAGAGAUUGCCAAUGAUGCGCUGCAGCAUUGCAAAACACGCGGUGCCAAUCAAAAUGCAAAGACAAAAGGGAAAGAUCGACGUUAUACACUGACAAUGGAAGAUUUGACACCAGCAGUUGCAGAAUAUGGCAUAAUAGUGAAGAAACCACAUUACUUUGUUUGAAAAUUAAAAGCAUUUUUGAGUGCAA